Austrofundulus limnaeus is the source of this 1265-nucleotide messenger RNA. RefSeq names its product CAAX prenyl protease 2. The coding region runs from base 849 to 1211 and encodes 120 amino acids. The record is from RefSeq and is a predicted model, not a curated record. NCBI's taxonomy places the organism in Eukaryota, Metazoa, Chordata, Actinopteri, Cyprinodontiformes, Rivulidae. Gene Ontology annotation, cellular component: endoplasmic reticulum membrane. The transcript is spliced from 4 exons. Gene Ontology annotation, biological process: CAAX-box protein processing. Gene Ontology annotation, molecular function: metalloendopeptidase activity.
CCCUAUGUUCUCCCCUGAGAACCAGACCAAAAACAUAGGAGCUUCAGAUUAUUAUUUUUUUGGUUGUUUAGCGCCGAUGAAACUCUAUCCAUUAGGCCCACCAAUCAGUGCCCCCACCCCACCUGGACCCCCAAUUUAUCUGAAAAAGUGGGUGUCUGCACAUACAAAAAAGGUUAUAGCUCAAAAACUAUUAAACAUAGGAGCUUCAGAUUUUCUUUGGUUGUUCACCUCUGAUGAGGGGCUAUCCAUCAGGUCAACCAAUUYUCCACACACCCCCAAAAAAAUGACCCCCCGCCAAACCACUAUAAUUUUGGGUUGCACCUAGUAUCAUGACAUUUAUUAGGAAUAAAGACUUCUGAGUUCUGGUGCAUUUGUGAGUGCGGGGGUCAUUAUGUUACCACUGUGCAGUAUCCAGUUAAAUUUUUGCUGAAUUCUCAAUUGAAAUGAACAUAAUAAAAGUUAUUUGUUUAUUAAAGUUCAACAUGUGCAGGUUGGCGUGUCUCUGUGGGAGCUGAUGGGAGUUCGUGUGGAAGGUUUCCUUCCUGCAGCCAUUCUUCCAUUACUGCUAACCAUGGUUUUGUAUCUGGGCCCUCUGGUUCGGUCUGCAGUGGAAAACCCUGAUGGUUUCAGCGGAGAACUGCAGUCUGCUCUGGGUGUGUCUGACUGUUGAAGAUUUAAACUGGAAAAAAGAGAUUUUUUUAUGUGUGUGCUUCUCUUUGCAUUGAGGGUCACCAUCAUGAAGUCCAGGAUUUAUUUUUCCAGAUGUUCAGUCUUGGAGGAGUUGUGUGAAAGACGCAGAGUGGCUCAGGAACCAGGUGGUGGCGCCGUGUUAGGUGUUCAGGGGGGCCAUGCUGCCUGUGCUGCUGCCCUGCACUGGACCAGCUGGGAUUUUUACUGCUCCGCCUUUCUUUGGUGUCGCUCAUUUUCAUCAUAUUAUAGAAGAGUGGCAUCUCAGGAAAGAAAACAUUAAUGUUAUCUUCUCGGAAGCAGGUCAUGUUGCGGGUCCAGUUUUGUGCCAUUCGUUCUACAGCAGCCAGGGCCUGCCUGACUUCACCUCCGCCCUGAACCCYCCUCAUCGUUCAGUCCUGCUUUUCUUUUAUCUGAUGGGAGUCCUGCUGUUCCUGGUGCUGCUGUUCCCCCUGACAGACCCCUUCCUCUAUGGCGCCAUUCCAAUCAGCAGCCUGGCUCCCCUUCAAACACCUGAAUGUUAAGUUAACUGGAGUUAAAACACACUCAAAAAUGUAAAAAAAAUAAAAUAUAAAAAA